Messenger RNA from Staurois parvus, 367 nucleotides. Lineage: Eukaryota; Metazoa; Chordata; Amphibia; Anura; Ranidae. The record is from the annotation of a GenBank genome assembly.
AGGGGAGGAGCGAUACACCUGUGCAAGACUGAAGGGGAGGAGCCGGUACACCUGUGCAAGACUGAAGGGGAGGAGCCAGUACACCUGUGCAAGACUGAAGGGGAGGAGCGGUACACCUGUGCAAGCCUGAAGGGGAGGAGUCGGUACACCUGUGCAAGACUGAAGGGGAGGAGCCGGUACACCUGUGCAAGACUGAAGGGGAGAGUCGGUACACCUGUGCAAGACUGAAGGGGAGGAGCCGGUACACCUGUGCCAGACUGAAGGGAGGAGCCCGUACACCUGUGCAAGACUGAAGGGGAGGAGCCGGUACACCUGUGCAAGACUGAAGGGGAGGAGGCGGUACACCUGUGCAAGACUGAAGGGGAGG